Messenger RNA from Vidua chalybeata, 3985 nucleotides. RefSeq names its product N-acetyltransferase domain containing 1 (gene NATD1). The transcript has 3 exons. The coding region runs from base 474 to 806 and encodes 110 amino acids. NCBI's taxonomy places the organism in Eukaryota, Metazoa, Chordata, Aves, Passeriformes, Viduidae. The record is from RefSeq and is a predicted model, not a curated record.
GAACCGUGCGGGAUCAGUGCGGGACCGGUACAGGACCAGCACAGAACCCGUGCAGGACCAGUACAGAACCAGUACAGAACCAGUGCCGAACUAGCACAGAACCAGCACAGAGCCCGUGCGGUACCCGUGCCGAACCAGCACAGAACCCGUGCCGAACCAGCACAGAACCCGUGCGGUACCAGCACAGAGCCCGUGCCGAACCCGCGCCGUUCUGGCGGACGCUGGUGGCGGUGCCCGCCCGCGCGGGGGCGCCGGGCGCUGGCUGCGGUCCCCACGGCCGCGGCGGCGUUGCCCCUUUAAGGGCCGCGCGGCCGUACCAAAACAAAAGCGCGGCGCGGCCAUUGGCUGCGGGGCGGGCACGUGCCGCACAGCUGGGGCUUCCUGCGGCCGGGGCCGCGCCGGGCCCGACCGCGCCUCCGCUCCGGCACCGGCACCGAUACCGAUACCGGCACCGAUACCGGCACCGGCCCGCCAUGGCGCACUCGGCGCCGCUCGGCCUCCUGGAGCAGGGCUGCCCCAUCCAGGUGGAGCACGAUCGCAAGCGGCGGCAGUUCACCGUGCGGCUCAACGGUUGCCACGACAAGGCCGUGCUGCUCUACGAGUACGUGGGGAAGCGGAUCGUGGACUUGCAGCACACGGAAGUGCCCGAUGCCUAUCGAGGGAGAGGAAUAGCCAAGCACCUGGCAAAGGCAGCCCUGGACUUUGUGGUGGAGGAGGACCUGAAGGCCCACCUGACGUGCUGGUACAUUCAGAAGUACGUCAAGGAGAACCCGCUGCCGCAGUACCUGGAACACUUGCAGCCUUAAGGCAGGACUGCUCCCACACCAGCACACCUGGCCCUGACUGUUCAACACGGCCUUGGCUUCUCUGCAGUCUCAGGAAACCCCUUCCCACACUCGCCAUUCCCGGUUUUUGUAGGCGUGUCCGCGCGGCGUGUGAGCGUGGGCACCACCUCCUCCUCUCUGCCCACGUGUGAGCAUGGCCACAGCCCCUGGGCACACGUGGUGCCCACCAGUGCUUUUGCCAAGCCAGGGGAUAGAAGAGGGUGAAUCUUCCACCAAACUCCAUCGCAAGGCCAGGGCAUGACUUGUUCUGCACCUCAUCCUCUCCCCUCUGCUUGGCGACAGCUCUGAACUUGCUGGGGGAUGUUGGUUAGGGCUGGCCAUGGGGUGCCAGCCCCUCUUUCCUCCUGGCAGCUGGGAUUAAGCUCUGUGGGACAGAGGGAGGUGCUGGAGGAGCCCCAGCCUGGUGUCAGGUUCAUCCCCUGCAGCACCUGGUGGGCACCACGCCGUGUCCAAGCCCACAUGCAGUACGUACAAGAACAUGUGGACCAUGGUGGCACCUCGGGGGCUUUGCUGCACCGGCUGUGGAGGCACUGGGAUGGUGACACCUUGGAGCCUAGAGACAAGAGCCGUGUGAGGAGUGGACUUGGACUGCAGAGGCCGUGGCAGAGUCUGUGCAGAGGAAGAAAUGUGGCUGAGUUGCAGAUGCUGCUCCCUGGAGAUGCCAGCUCCUGCCCAGCUUCUGUACACAACCCUGAAGUGGCGUCCCAGAGAGCCAUGGACUGUUAUUCCUGUCUCCCUGCCCUUGGUGUGGACGCAGCCUGCUCAGGAGAAGAGACCAGCCCCACAGCCAGCCUUGGCCUAAGCAGUGAGGGACAUCCCAGGGCACCAGGGUGGUUUCCUGCAGCUGAAGAGGAAGGCUUCCCCCAUCUCCCUCUUCUCCAUCUCUGCAGGCCCCAUCAGGACAUCCUGAGAGCAGCAGGGUGAGGCCUCCAGGACCUGCUCCUGGCCCAUCUCCAGGGUUCAGUGCUAGAGGCACCUGCAUCCACGUGGAUUCCCUUGGCUUCUCCUUACAGCCCUUGGAAAGAAGCCCUGGCUCAUGGCAUUACCUGUCUGCUCAGGGCCUCCUCACAGCUCCAAGCUCAGAGCACUGGCAGCAUGGUGGAGACCUUGGCCAGCAGCAGGAACACCCUGAUUUCGUGCUCUUACCUCUGUGGAUGAUGAUUCUGUAGCACAACCCAGCAUUGCCACACUCAGAUGUAGAGGUAACACCAUGAUGGCAGGGCACUGCCAGGUUCCAGCUUGCUGCCUGUCCUGCCUUGCCUGCGUUUUCCAGGGCUUGAGCUACACCCCAGAGCAUCUCACACUGAGCUCUCAGGAUUUUGUAGUGUGCCAAGGCAGGGCUACAGGGAGGUGAUGGUGAUGGUGAGGGAGAUGUUUUCAACACCCUCAGCCCUGAGCAGCUGCUGGGGGCUGCAGCCAGGCAGGACAUGCAGAGCCUCUCACCUGGAGACCAAAUCCAGACCUUGCUUAGCUCAGCAGGGACUAAAGUUUACAAUCUGUGCCACGGAGUGACUGAAGCCCCAGGUGAGAGGCAGCUCAGCCCUUUCCCAGAGCCCAGCACAAAAUCCAUGGCAGCAAAGGCAAAAACUCCUACAAAAUCUUCUCUCCUGGUUGGGGUGGCCAGGGAUGGAGACCCUGUGCCAGGAUUUCAGCCUGAGCUGUCCCUGGCCACCAGCUCGAGGGGAACCCUUGCUGUCUGCCCAUGCUUUUGGGCUGCCCAUCACCAGCACAGUGCAGCCUCUCAGGCUUCCAAAUCUCCCAACCUCCAUCCGUGUCCUGCACACUGCAGGCUGUGAGACCCCUGGCCAUGCCCACCACCUGUGCCAGGGGCCAGAGCCACCUCUGCCUUGUGCUGCUCAGGAAAGGCUUCAAGCUCAGCCCUGCCUCUGCUUCAUUUCUGCCCCCCUGCUGCUUAUUUCACCCAGGCUGUGACCUUUUAGGGUGGCUUCAAGGGACUGGGAAAGGGUGACAGGUAACAAACUAAAGGGGCUCAAGAAGAAAUGUGGGCUGCUAAAUGUUCCUUCUUUAACAUGCAAAACACACUUCAACACAUAGUUACGGGAGCAAGGCUGGCUCUGGUACUGCUGUGAUGACUGAACCAUCCCUUCUCUUGAUUCCAAGGUGAAGCUGAACUGUUUUGUCCCCUGGAAGCCAAGAUAAGACACUUGUGUCUUUGCCACAGCAGGGCUGGGUGCGAUGUUUGAGCUCUGUCCUGGUUUUGUGCUCAUUUCCACUGUGUGCAGUCUCCAGCAGCUCCCUGUUGUGUCAGCUCGCUGGAGGGUGUGCUGUGCUCACUGUCUGGGCAGAGUCCCACGUCCAGCCUGGCUCUGGAGCCCCCGUGCUGCUCUGGCAGGAACCUCGAGCUUCCCGGCGCUGGAUCCCCGCAGCGAUCGCUGCCUUAAACCGGGCACAGCACACGGUUCUGCUGCUGCUUCCCCUCGAGGUGCUACAACCCCCCGGCGUCUGACCUGACAGAGACGUGUGCCAGUGUCUGUGCCAACCACUUCUCUGCUGUGUCCGCGCUCUGUCCCAGCCUUCCCUCCUCCUGGAUGCCAGUGAAUAGCAAUACCCACAGGUGACCAGCGAUGCCGCAGUCCACGGUGCUGCUGUGACCCUGCCACGGCUGGGUGGGACCCGGCUCGGGGUCCCUCAGUGCUGGGUAGCCCUUCCCUGCCUCCCCACCAGCUGCCUUUUCCCAGCUGGUCUCUGCAGAAAGGAGCUUCGAGUCCUGUGCUGCCCCUUGGUGCUGACUAAGCCUGGAGGAGUUUGGGAUCCUGGACUCUCCCCGGGCAACAGGAGCGUGGAAGUGGUUUGGUUGAAUACUGAGCUCCCCAAACCCGUUUGAGCUACAGACCUUUGGUGGGUGGGGGAAUGCAGGUGGCUGUCAAACCUGCUUCCACAGCCCCCAACUUGAAACACCCCCUCCCUCAUCCGCUCUGCAGCGUUGUCUUCCUCUGUCCAAGGUUUCCGUUCUGUUGGAUUCGGUGGUUACGAUGUGCCUUUCCUUCUCAGGACCUGUUACAAACGACCUUUCUGCUCUUGUUUAUGUUUAACAUUUAUCUUGAUCCCUCCCUCUGUCAUACUAUAAAACAUGAACAUAAUGCAUGGAAUACAAUACAAUAAAAGUGUGGCUUAACUGA